This is a messenger RNA of Trichoderma atroviride IMI 206040, 3246 nucleotides long. RefSeq lists its product as uncharacterized. The record is from RefSeq and is a predicted model, not a curated record. Lineage: Eukaryota; Fungi; Ascomycota; Sordariomycetes; Hypocreales; Hypocreaceae.
ACGAGACGCACAGAGACAACAAGAGCGGGAGCAGCAGCAGUCUACUCGUACGACAAAGGUUGCCGAUGAUGCUUUCAACACCCCCCAGUUCAACACUCCCCGCCGGCCUCUAACACCCCAGGUUGUGACCGUUGAGCGUGUACCCAAUUUCACCGAAUCUUCUCAACCUCCGUCUUCAGGGCGACAGCAAACGCGUCCAGAUAUCAGACUUAGCCGAAAGGAUACAUAUGAUAUCCAAAUGGCAGAAGAAGAGAGAAGGCGAGGAAACGAUUCGGGAUCUCGGCAUAGAGACCCUCGAGAUGACCACGGAUACGAAGAAGAGGAAAGAGAAGCUCGGUCCAUCCUAGACGAAGCCAAACGUUCGACGAUUCCAGUCGCUGCCGUCGCAGUCGCAUCCGCCAUUGCUGUUGAAGAAGAGCGGUCGCGAGAGCGCAGACGCCGCGAUUACUCUGAUGAUGGCUCUCGUGACCGAAGCCGACCCCAUAAGGAUGUCGUCCAGGAGGAAGCUGACAAAUACUAUCGCGAAUCUGUAAUUGCUCGAAAGAUUGCUUCUGAUGAGAUCCGGUCUCAAAGCAAAUCUCCAGAUGGGUCCGUGGUGGACAAAUGGGAUACACCGCCUGUUGAAGAGCACAUCACCAUUGUCACGCCACCCAAUAUGGAAGGCAAAGAGCAUGAGGAUGAUGACCCUUACGGCGCCCCUAAUGCCGAUGUCAAAAUCGACAACGAAAUUUUCCCCUACGAGACCGACAAAUUUAGAGCUACCAGGGGCGUCGAUGCUCCGAGAUUCAGGUCCAAGGAUCCCUCAUGCGAGCGUGAACGGCCCCUGUUGAACAUUGUUCGUCCUACUCCGGUUCCUAGCCCCGAUUCUACGGCAGCGGCUCGUCGAGGACCAGAGCAGCCGACGGAAGUUCCUGCAUCUCGAGAUAUACAUGAAGAAGAAUCACUGGCUGACUCGUCAGAAGAUGAAGAGGCCGAGCCAAAAGGCGAGGCGACUCAAUCGUCACCGACUGGCAAGUCUGUCUCUUGGGGUCAAAACGAAAUCAAUCGCUUCGUGGUCGAAUCUCCUGAGGCUCGCAGCCGUGCCGAAUCCCCAAACGAGCUGGCUGAGGCGGAGGAAAAACCCAGGCCCCGUCUCAGCAAGUCUAGCAGAUGGGGCAAGAUCGCCGCCGUGAUCGCCGCCGGCACUGCCGAACCGAUCUCCGAGCUUGAUCGAAACACUGAGCCGAGCAGUCGCGAUCUUCCUACCGAUGGCGAUGCAUCGUCUGCUCCGGGCUCUAAAAUACCUGAUCCUGAGCCGGAGCAGAUGCCUGGGAGUUUCGAUGACGAGGAGUUUGCUGCUACUGUAGCGGCUGGCCUAGAGAAGACUGGGUUUAAUCCUAAUAUCGUAAUUGACGACCCGGCCUUUCGCCGCCGAAACCCUCGCCCUGAAACAAAUGAGACACCCGCACCUCCCAAUGAUACCCAAAGAGAUGAGCAGAGAGCAAGAGAGGAGAUAGAGGUCGAGGGGGAUCUCUCAUUGACUGAUACGGAAGAUGAGCAUGAUGAGAAGACCCAGAAGCAGAAGAAGGUGAAUGCGCUGGAAAAAUAUCUUGAAAUGAGGCAGUCUGGCGAAAUCAAGCCCCCUUCUCAGCUGCAGGAAUCGGCCCAGCUACCAACCGUGGAAGAGCGACCAGUCACACCUCCUCAAAAGAGCAACAGCGAGCAGCGAAAGGCACUUGAGGCGUUUCUCCAAAAGAGACAAUCAGGAGAGAUUAAGCCACCGCGGGAAGUCCUAGAAGCCAGGGAGUCGCGCGAUUUGGAGCCAACCUCCGAGACAAAGACUGGACCAGUACAUGGACCCGAACUCGAACCCGAACGACCACCGAUCAGGAAACUUGAACCUGAGGCUUUGCGCGAACUAGAAGAGAAUGCCUCCGACUUUGAACCCCCCACCCAGUCAAAGAAGAAAAAAAAGAAGAAGAGACGAGAUCCUGAUGACGAAAAUUCCAAGUUGUCCAUUCCUGGAGACGAGGCUACAGAGAUCUCCAGGAUUUCAGUACCUGGUGACGAAGCUACCGUCUUUAGCGUUGAGGAUUGGGAAGAUUGGGAUAGUUCUCCUGGGGCGUCCACACGAAGGUCGUUAUUGGCUGGAUCAGAGAUGUCGACUUCCAGCAGAAGGAGCACUCGACUAAGGCGCCCGCGUAGCUCUACUUUUGACCUCCCCGAAACCAACGGCAGUGAGCAUCCAGGGGAUGAUCGUGUAGAUGACCGUGGCGUGAGCUCCGUUGUCUCGGAGCCUCACGACGAAGAAAGGAAGCCGAGAAGCCGGGAGAGCAAAUCUCUACGACAUAAUGAUAAUAGCGAGAAACAUGUUUCAUCGCGUAAAUCCCGCAAAGUCUCUGGGAACAAGAAACCCGGCCUUUUCUCAGGCAUCUUCAACAAACCUGGCGACAAAAACGGCCGAACCAAGGUCGUUGAUGAGAAGCGAGACUCUUUUUUUGAGCAAGCCGACACUCUAGGCGCGGGUGUCGGCUCAGCGAGCCUUGCUGCAGCUGCAGCAAUGGCCUUGAACCGCUCAAAUGCCGCCGAUGUCUCCUCGGAACCGGAGAACAUCUCGCGAGAACUCUCUGGCUCGAACCAAGAGUUUAACGACCAUUACCCCGUGAUUGCUCCCAGGGCAAUCGCAAUUGACCCUCAGUACAGAGAUUUGCUUCCUCUGCCCCCAAGCGAACCGGGAAGCCCCGUGGAGAGUGACUUUGGUGGGCUACCCGGCCUGCCUGACAGUCGCCCUGCAUCGCCGAUAGAAGACCGAGACCGAAGAUUCGACACGAUUCAUCGCCGGCAGCGAAGCAACCAAGAUCUAGCAGCAAGUGCCCGCAACCGAUCGUACAGCAACACCGCGGUGCCCCUCGCAGCACUUCUCAGGGGCAUCGGAUCCGGGCCCCCCAGCCCUGUUGCCAACAAGCCUCCCCGUACCCCUCCCCGUCCAACUUCUUGGGACAGCACCAAGGAGUUUAUGCCUCUGAUGCUUCUUGAGCAUUCGCGACGAGGAUCCCUUGACAGAAGCGUGAAAAGCGAGGAGCUGCCGCCACUGCCCCCUAGCGAAGUGACAAGUGAAGCCGAGGGUGGAGAUAUCGAAGAUUUCCGAACCCCAAUGCCAUACCCGGACGACGAUUUCCGGCUUCGGCUCCAGACUGAAGGUCUUCCUGCCGAGAGAGCUGUUGCAUCUGGAGAAUCCGAAGGAUCCACACCAAAAGCCGAUCUGAC